Symsagittifera roscoffensis is the source of this 1583-nucleotide messenger RNA. RefSeq names its product polyglutamine-binding protein 1-like. The transcript is spliced from 2 exons. Gene Ontology annotation, biological process: maturation of LSU-rRNA from tricistronic rRNA transcript (SSU-rRNA, 5.8S rRNA, LSU-rRNA); alternative mRNA splicing, via spliceosome. The record is from RefSeq and is a predicted model, not a curated record. Lineage: Eukaryota; Metazoa; Xenacoelomorpha; Acoela; Convolutidae. Gene Ontology annotation, molecular function: protein binding; RNA binding; ribonucleoprotein complex binding. The coding region runs from base 20 to 1354 and encodes 444 amino acids. Gene Ontology annotation, cellular component: nucleolus; nuclear body; cytoplasm.
ACUUAUUAAAUAGGUUAAUAUGGUUAACAAAACGGCUUCAAAGUCAAACAUAGACCCCCCUAGUCUUUCAAAACGAGGUCGACUCUACGUUGGCAACUUACCAUUCGGUUUUUACCACGAAGCACUCAAAGAAUACUUUUCGCAGUUCGGAAAGGUCACAAAAGUACGAGUAGAGCGAAGCAAACGAACCGGUGGUUUCAAAGGCUACGCUUUCGUUGAGUUUGAAAACACAGAAGUGGCUCAAAUAGCAGCAGAUGCGUCUAAUAACUACAUAAUUGACAAGAAAAUCCUAAAGGCCAGAUAUAUAACUCCUGAAGACCAGCAUGUAAAAAGGCUAAGAGGUAGAAAGACGUUUGAGACCUUCAAAACUCCGACUUCAGUUCAGAAUACAAAUUUAGUAGCAGCUGUUGGUCAAUCGAAAAGGCGGUUGAUGAAAAAGCGUGAAAUGUAUUUGAACUUGCAUGAAAAGUUAUCUGAGUUUGGUAUUGAGUUGGAUGAAAUUCCGAUUAAUUUGGCAAGUUUGGACGAAAGAAUUGAGGAAGCGAAAGGUAGAAAUAAGCGAAUUCAGAAGUUGAAAGAAGAAAACAAAGCAAAGAAAACCUUGCAAGUGAAAAUUCAAAAGCACAGAAAGUUGAAAAAACAAAAAUCUGAGAAACACGAGCAAAAAAGCGAAAAAAGCUUUGAAAAAACUGAAGAAAAUGAAGAUGAAGAUCCAGAAAUUGAAAGCGAAGAUGAUGUUUACAAACCGAAAAAUGUUAUUGAUACAUUUGAGAAAGCAUUAGAUGCUCUUAAAGGAGUUGACAAUAAAAGUGAAAAAGAAACAGAAGGGACAGGAAAGGUCGAAAAAGCUCAAGAUGAUUUAUGGAAUGUCGGAAAUGAAGUUCAGAACUUCGAGGUUUCAGAAGCUGUAGGGAACAGUUCAGACGAAAAUAAGGACGAAGAAGUGAAGACAAAAACGUUGAAAAGAAAACGAAAUGAUUUGAAAACCGUAGCAGUGUCGAAGUCCAAAAAUCCAGUGUCGAAAAAGCCAGCAGAAAAACGAGAACCGGUAAAAAGGAAGGUAGAAAAAGUUGCAAGGGAGAUCAGUGACGAUUCACCGUCGGAAAUCCUUAAAAAGAGACCCAGUAAGGAAUCGUUAGCGAGUAAAAAUGAAAAAAUUACAAAAAAGAAAAUCUCCAAAUUGGUGAAAGAAAGAGCCGAAAAAGAAUCGACCCGAAAUCAUGAAGAAAAGGCGGUUAAAGAAAGUGACGAUAAUGAAAAGCCAGUUUUGAAGAAGAAAAAAUUUGAGAAGAAAGAAGUGAUGCAAAGUUUCAGACAUAAAGUUAAGAACAUUCAGUUCAAAUAUAUGAGUUGAUUUGUAACUAUUCUGUAUUCUGACUUUUUCGGACACCAGAAAUUGAUUUUUGAGAGCUCACAUAUGUUUUUACGCUGUCCCCGUGGUGCAAAGAACUUAACCGUUAGCAAAAUUCUUGCUUUAAAAAUGUUUUUUUUUUCUGUCUUGUUCAGUUGAUUCAAUUUUUGCUCAAAACAAAUUAUUCAGUAUUUGCAAUGGCAGGGGAGUUAUUUACAAAAAAAUGGAAAAU